Messenger RNA from Tupaia belangeri chinensis (Chinese tree shrew), 2281 nucleotides. It is a transcript of the gene CYP27A1, whose product is annotated as cytochrome P450 family 27 subfamily A member 1. Lineage: Eukaryota; Metazoa; Chordata; Mammalia; Scandentia; Tupaiidae. Gene Ontology annotation, cellular component: mitochondrial inner membrane. Gene Ontology annotation, biological process: glucocorticoid biosynthetic process; cholesterol metabolic process; cortisol metabolic process. The record is from RefSeq and is a predicted model, not a curated record. Gene Ontology annotation, molecular function: iron ion binding; monooxygenase activity; oxidoreductase activity, acting on paired donors, with incorporation or reduction of molecular oxygen.
ACCGGGCGAUGGCGUUCUGGGGAGGCGCAGGGGAAGGUCAGGCGAGAGCCAGCCCCCCUGGGAGGGGCCAGCAGUUCGCCGAAGCCUCCUGGGUUUCUGUGAACUUUGUUGCAUUUCUGGUCCAGGGGACCGAGGAGGAAGUUCUUAGGAGUCCCCGGGAGCGCCAGGUGCGGGGUCGGUGCUUUGUCCCUGGUCCCUGCGGGGUCCCUGGCCCCCCAGUCCAUCGCCUGCCUUGCCCCGGCCCGGGACUUAGCGGGAGAAGCGCCCUCUGCGCGUAGGUCAGGUCCUGUUUUGGAGCGAGCCGGGGAAGGGAGCGGCCAGGAACCCGGAGGGCGUUGGCAGGACUGCGCCCUCUCGCCCCCGCCCGGGAACCGGCGCCUCAAGUCCUGCCUCCCGGGCUGGUCCAGGCACUCGCUCGGGAUCCGAGGCUCCGCGCGGGAACGCCAUCCAUGGCUGCGCUGCGCUGCGUGAGGCUGACGCGGACGCUGCUGGGGACACGGGUGGCGGAGCGCUCCCUCUGCCCACCCCUGGCCAGAGCCAAGGCCGCGAUCCCUGCCUCGCUCCCCGCGGACCAGGCACCCCAGGCUCCCGGAGCCGGGCCUGGCGACCCGCGGCGCCUGCGGAAACUGGAAGAGAUCCCAAGGCAAGGGCAGCUGUUAUUCCUCUUCCGCCUGUUCGUGCAAGGCUACGUCCUGAACUUUCACCUGCUGCAGGUGCUGAACAAGGCCAAGUAUGGUCCAAUGUGGCUAACCAGCCUAGGGCCUCAGAAUCUCGUGAACCUGGCCAGUGCCCCACUCCUGGAGCAGGUGAUGCGGCAAGAGGAAAAGUACCCAACACGGGACUACAUGGAGCUGUGGAAGGAGCACCGGAUCCAGCGGGGCCUGACCUACGGGCCCUUCACUAUGCAAGGAGAGCAAUGGUACCGGCUGCGCCAGGCUCUGAACCAGCGGAUGUUGAAGCCCGCUGAGGCCGCACUCUACACCGAUGCUCUCAAUGAGGUGAUCGAUGACUUUGUGGUUCACCUGGACCGGAUGCGGGCAGAAAGUGCCUCCGGGGACAAGGUGGCUGACGUGGCUGACCUCCUCUACUCCUUUGCCUUGGAAGCUAUUAGCUACAUCUUGUUCGAGAAGCGCAUUGGCUGCUUGGAGCCAUCCAUCCCUGAGGACACUGUGACCUUCAUCAGAUCUGUUGGGCUCAUGUUUCGGAGCUCCGUGUACCUCAGCUUCCUCCCCAAGUGGACCCGUUCUCUGCUGCCUUUCUGGAAGCGAUACCUGGAUAGCUGGGACGCCAUCUUCUCCUUUGCGAAGAAGCUGGUUGAUCAGAAACUCAAGGAGAUAGAAACCCAGCUGCAGGCAGCGGGGCCAGAUGGGGUCCAGGUGUCCGGCUACCUGCACUUCCUGCUGGCCAGCAGACAGCUCAGUCCUGUUUUUGUGAUGGGCAGCCUGCCUGAGCUGCUCCUGGCUGGAGUGGACACGACAUCCAACACACUGACAUGGGCCCUGUACUACAUUUCAAAGAACCCAGAGAUCCAGGAGGCCUUGCAUGAAGAGGUGGUGGGUGUGGUGCCGGCCGGGCAGGUGCCCAAGUAUAAGGACUUUGCCCACAUGCCCUUGCUCAAAGCUGUGCUUAAAGAGACCCUACGCCUCUUCCCUGUGGUUCCCACAAACUCCCGGGUCAUCAUGGGAAAAGAAAUUGAAGUUGAUGGCUUCCUCUUCCCCAAGAACACCCAGUUUGUGUUCUGCCACUACGUGGUGUCCCGGGAUCCCAGCGUCUUCCCUGAGCCUGAGAGCUUCCAGCCCCAGCGCUGGCUGCGGAAGAACCAGACUGAUACUCCCAGGGUCCAACACCCUUUUGGCUCUGUGCCCUUUGGCUACGGGGUGCGGGCCUGCCUGGGCCGCAGGAUCGCAGAGCUGGAGAUGCAGCUGAUGCUGGCAAGGCUGAUCCAGAAGUACCGGGUGGGCCUGGCCCCGGAGACAGGCGAGGUGAAGAGUAUGUCCCGCAUCGUCCUGGUACCCAGCAAGAAGGUGGGCCUGCAUUUCCUGCAGAGAUAGUGCCGAGACAUGGGCCUCUGGCUUCCUGGGGCAGGUCCCAGAGGCUCUAGCCGGGGCACCGUGGGUCCUAGCCACUGCUGCGUCUCAGUUGAGAAGAGCGAGAAGGAGGCAGCGGGACUCAGAAGUUGGAGGAACUCAGUGCAUUUCCCAGAGCACCUGGAGCUUUUGCCACUUUUAUCAUUUUGAGCAGCUCCCUCUGAUAAAAAUCACCCCUUGGCUCUUGUUAAUUA